CACUGCUCACAUCGGAACUACAGUACCGAUCUUACAUAAUGUUCGCAACAGCAACCGUAAUCGCUGCCUUGGUGUGUCUAGCCACCGCGUUUCCGCCGGAAGAAAGAACCCGAAUUGUGAACGGAGCAACCGCUGCCCCUGGUCAGUUUCCGUAUCAGGCAAUUCUGAAAAUUCAGCUUCCUCAAGGACGUGCGUUGUGCGGUGGCAGCUUGCUGAAUAAUCAGUGGGUCCUAACGGCCGGACAUUGUACACAAGGAGCGACUUCGUUCGAAGUCACACUUGGAGCAGUUGAUCUGGAUGACACUACGGGAGAUGGUCGAAUCGUUCUGACCGCCACAGAGUACUACCGUCACGAGAAAUACAACCCCUUGUUCGCUUCGAAUGAUGUUGCCGUGAUCAAACUUCCCGAACCGGUGCAGUUCAACGACCGAGUGCAGCCUGUGACCUUACCCAGCGGAAGUGACAGCUACGCCGAUCGUAAGGUCAUUGUCAGUGGAUGGGGAUUGCAGCAAAAUGGAGGCAGCGUUGCCCAGAAGCUCCAGUAUGCACCGCUGACGGUGAUCACGAACUUGAAAUGCAUGACGACCUACAGCCCAUUGGUGAUCAAGAAGACAACUAUUUGCGCUCAAGGUGGUGAGAAACAGUCGCCCUGCAAUGGGGAUUCCGGUGGUCCUUUGGUAUUGGAGGGUGGUUUCGUUCAGGUGGGUGUGGUCAGCUUUGGCCAUGCCAGUGGAUGUGAACGUGGCCUGCCGGGAGCAUUCGCCCGGGUAACUUCAUUUGUUGAUUGGAUUAGGCAAAGAACUGGAAUGUAACAAUGCAAUGGAUAUAUAAGGCUGGACAACUGAUGUGUGAUAUGUUGAAAUUAUUGCUAAUAAAUGUUGAAUUCUGCUACCGA
This is a messenger RNA of Aedes albopictus (Asian tiger mosquito), 895 nucleotides long. RefSeq names its product collagenase. Lineage: Eukaryota; Metazoa; Arthropoda; Insecta; Diptera; Culicidae. Gene Ontology annotation, biological process: proteolysis. The record is from RefSeq and is a predicted model, not a curated record. The coding region runs from base 39 to 812 and encodes 257 amino acids. The transcript has a single exon. Gene Ontology annotation, molecular function: serine-type endopeptidase activity.